GUGAGGAAGCGCAAGGGGGGGAAAUGGGGGGCCAAAAAUAAUGAAGGGAAGGGAAAUGCAGGCACGGGAGAUGCAGGAGGAGGAAGAGGUGUGGGUGAGUGGAGUGUGACUACGGCGGUAGGAGCGUGGUUAGAUCUUGAUUGAUUGAUGGAAUGGUGAAAGGUUGUGGAUUGAUGAUGAUGAUGCUGAUGAUGGUGCUGAUGCUCGGGAUUGUUUGUCUAGCGUGGGAAAGCAUUGAUGGUGCUGUGCUGAUGGAUUGGUAUAACCGACAUUCCGAUAUAUGUUACAACCAACGGAUGCAUGUGCGGAGUACGCUGAGUGUUGUAAUAAGAUGUACAUUGAAAGGCGGAGGCGAUUCCCAGCGGUGAAUGGUAAUAGCAAGAGUUGGACUCGUGUUUGUUAGUCAUGAGAUUAUUGCAACGGCUUAGG
Molecule: messenger RNA, 429 nt
Organism: Aaosphaeria arxii CBS 175.79
Lineage: Eukaryota; Fungi; Ascomycota; Dothideomycetes; Pleosporales
Exons: 1
Coding region: 153-368 (71 amino acids)
Source: RefSeq, a predicted model, not a curated record